CGGCGGCGCAUUCGAACAGAGACUUAGAGGUUGUUACUGACGGAUGGUCUGUUGGUUGAUCACCUGAGGACUGGGUGAGUCAUGACGCUGGACGGGGUCGCCUCUACACACGUAUCUCUCCCCUGUCUCUGAGAGAUCCCAUGGCAAUACACUCUGCCUGUAUUAUAGAGAAAAUAAGCUUAGAAGUUGAGUAUACCCUUCAGGAAGAGCUUGUGUGAGAUCAUUUUGGUCCUUCCGUUGCAGCUUGCUUUAAGCCUCAAUGCCUAUCUACACUAUUCCUAAGAGAAACCAUAUUAGUGCACUUGAUGGUUCUUCACAAAAGUAUCCCCCGGAAAAUGUCCUGGGUAGAAACAGGUUUGGACAGCAGUGUACCUCACAUGUAUCUGAGACUGAGAGAGGCAAUCUGCUGUCACAGUCCCUGAGUAAGACUAAAGAAAUGAAUACAACCUAUGUGCUUUCUGCCUGUAACAAACUGGUUGGUGCCUCAGCUGUGCCUGCAAUUGAAGGCAAGCCAACUCUCCAAAGAAGAACUGUGACAAGCAAAGAACAAUCGGAUACAAAUACAACACACAACAGUGAAAAUACACAAACAGAAAAGAGGUUGACACUACAGCGCCGCAUGAGGACUGGAUCAACUGAGAAGCACAAAACAAAUAUCCAUGAAGCUAGAGUAGAAAAUGCAAAGCCUCUUCCACAGAAAAGUGGAAAAACUUUGUUUCAACCAGAAGCCAAGAGCAUUGACGCCCCAUUUGUUAAGACUAGUCUUCUGUCACUUAAAGGACUUGCAGAUGUAAAAAAAACCCCUGAUGUGAAAAGGGACCAACUUUUUAAUCAUAAUGGUUCAGAUAGUACUGGUAGCUCCACACCUUUGAAAUAUAGGACAGUUGUUGAUAAUUCUCAGAGUAAAAACAAGGUUCCUAGAUCAUCGCUCUUAAAAAUAGCAAAACUUGACGACAGGAUAUCUGCAUUAAAACUAGCUGAAAAACAUAAUUUCAUUAAGGAAAAUGGAGAUGAAAGUCUGCAAAAUAGAUGCAUUAAAAAUGAAAAUUUGGAAAGACUGAGGACACCAAGAAAAGAUUCAACAGAAAGAAUUAAAUUUGCCAAUAGCCCUGCUGUCUCCAUCAUAAAGAAUAAGACACUGUGUCCUCAAACAAUAUCAACCAAGAAAGCCAGUACUUUUAACGAGUUCCCUCUAAAUGGGAUGCAAGAAAAUACCAUGUAUGUUCAACAAAUAGCUUCACUGAAAGAAGAUACUCUAAUUCAGAACAUGUGUGGUAAAGAAGACCCUUUCAAAAUAGAAAACAGCAAAGUGACUGUGGCUGUGAGAGUACGACCCUUUAGUACCAGAGAUAAGAAUGAAGAAACAUUCCAAGUGGUUUCCAUGACUGGACAAGAUACUGUUGUGCACCAUCCAAAUACAAAACAAAUAUACAGUUUCACUUUUGACUUUUCAUUCUGGUCUUUUGAUAAAUGUCAUAAUUUUGCAAGCCAAGAGAUGAUAUAUCAAUCCUUGGCAGUACCUCUCUUAGAAAGAGCCUUUGAAGGAUACAAUACCUGCCUUUUUGCAUAUGGACAGACUGGUUCUGGAAAGUCAUAUACUAUGAUGGGAUUUGAUGAUGAUGAACGAGGAAUAAUACCAAGAUUCUGUGAAGAUCUCUUUACUCAAACUGCAGAAAAAGAAACACAACAGACUGCUUAUCAUGUUGAGAUGAGCUAUUUCGAAGUCUACAAUGAAAAGAUUCAUGAUUUGCUAGUCUUCAAAGCUGAAAAUGGACCAAAGAAACAACCUCUUCGUGUAAGAGAACAUCCUGUGUUUGGACCCUACGUGGAAGACCUCACAGUGAAUGUUGUUCACUCUUACUUGGAUGUUCAGAAUUGGCUCCAGUUAGGAAAUAAGCACAGAGCUACUGCUGCUACAGGAAUGAAUGACAAGAGUUCUCGAUCUCAUUCUGUUUUUACCCUGGUGAUGACACAAGCAAAGACAGAUAUCGUGGAAAAGGAAGAACGUGAACAUAGAAUUAUUAGUCGUGUUAAUCUAAUAGACCUAGCAGGUAGUGAACGGUGUUCUAUAGCUCAAACCAGUGGAGAAAGGCUGAAGGAAGGUGUAAGUAUAAAUAAAUCCCUAUUGACUCUGGGGAAAGUUAUUUCUGCACUGUCUGAGCAAAAUCAGAGCAGGAAGAAGGUGUUCAUUCCAUAUCGUGAAUCUGUCCUUACAUGGCUGUUAAAGGAAAGUCUUGGUGGAAAUUCAAAAACUGCUAUGAUUGCCACCAUUAGCCCUGCUGCCAGCAAUAUAGAGGAAACGCUUAGUACUCUUCGAUAUGCUAAGCAAGCUUGUUUCAUAAUCAACAUUGCCAAAGUCAAUGAAGACAUAAAUGCUAAGUUAAUCAGAGAAUUGAAAGCUGAAAUUGAAAAAUUGAAAUAUGCUCAGAAGAAUUUUCAAAAUGUUGAUCCUGAAAAACAAAGACUUUAUAUGCAAGAAAUAACAUCUUUAAGAGUGAAGCUGCACCAGCAAGAGAGGGAAAUGGCAGAGAUGCAAAGGGCCUGGAAAGAAAAACUUGAACAAGCAGAAAAAAAGAAAUUUGAGGAAACAAUGGAGUUACAGAAAGCUGGCAUUACAUUCAAGGUGGACAACAGUCUACCUAACUUAGUCAAUCUCAAUGAAGAUCCUCAACUCUCGGAGAUGUUGCUAUACAUGAUAAAGGAAGGACAAACUACAGUUGGGAAAUGCAAGCCAAAUACACGUCAUGAUAUUCAGCUGUCUGGUGUCUUGAUUGCUGAUGACCAUUGUGUUAUCAAACAUGUGGAUGGGGUCGUGAGUAUUACUCCACUAGGAGAAGCAAAGACAUAUGUUAAUGGGAAAUGCGUUUCUGGCCCUACAUUUCUGCAUCAUGGUGAUCGCAUCAUUCUUGGAGGAGACCACUAUUUUCGCUUUAAUCAUCCAGUAGAAGUUCAGAAAGUAAAAAGUCUUUCUUGUGGUGCUUCCCUUCCUGAGAAUGGUCCAAAUGGUUUUGAAUUUGCAAAAAAUGAACUGCUGGCUGCACAGAGGGCUCAACUUGAAUCGGAAAUAGAAGAAGCACGGCUGAAAGCUAAAGAAGAAGUGAUGCAAAGUAUACAAAUUGCAAAAGAAAUGGCUCAAGAAGAACUUAGUUCUCAGCAAAAAAUUUAUGAGAGCCAGAUAAAAUCAUUAGAAGCACAGCUGGAAGAAGAAUCCCAUAGGAAACAAUUGCAGGAAAUGAAUAAUCAAAUGGCUGUAAACAAAAUUCAAGAGCUACAGAAAGCAAAGCGAGGCCUUGAGCUAGAGGUACACUUCAACAAGAAGCGCUUAGAAAUGGAGACAUUGGCUGCCAGAGAGGUUUUAGAAGAUCAUGUUAUUCGCCGUGCCAAGAUUCUUGAAGCUUUGGAAGUUGAGAAGCAGAAAAUUGCUCAGGAAAUGGAAACUCUUCAGCAGAGUCGUGGAAACAGAAAUAAAGCAGAGACAAACUGGAAUUCUUUGAAACUGUCCAUUAUGAUCAAGGAGGCAAACACCAUAAGCAGUAAAUUAGAGCAACACACUGUUUUUUGUAGGCAUGAUGUAAUGGAUAAAAAAAAUGGUGCUCGCCAUUCCUUUCAAGUGCAGGUCCGCAACAUCAGGCUUGGCGUUGCAACAUUCUGGAGUUUGGAGAAAUUUGAAGACAAGUUGGCUGCAAUGAAAGAAGUCUAUGAGAUGAACAGCACUAACAAAACUGAUGAGAUUUUCUAUGAUCCCACUGAUGAAUGGGAACCUGAUUUCUCAAAUGCAUCUGUUUCUUCCUUUUCUACAAGGAGAAGUUUGAGGAGAAGCAAAAGAAUUUCUGGAUGUUUGUCUGAGGUAAAGAUGAAACUGCACAAUUCAUACCUACCAGACUCAACAAAUAAAUUGGGUGGUCUGAGCUCAGACCCACCUGAAUCAUUUCUCCCUGAUAUAUGUAAGAAACUGAUAGAUUCAGCUUUGGCCGUCUUGGAAGAGACUCGUGAAGAAGAGGAGAGCAUUGCACAAAGCCUUCUAGCAACAUUGUUCACCAUUUAUACUGGAGUCAUUGCUUUGACAAAGGCUUAUGAGCAAGCUGAACAAAGUCAAGAAAACUUUUUCUCUGUUGAUCACACUGCUCAGUCCUGCAGCAUCAAGAUUAGUUCAGCUUUUGAACAGCUUGUAGUUCUAACCAGGCAUUGGCUGAACUAUUUUCAAAAAAAUGAUGAAUUUAUAAAAAUACAUGAUGAACUAAAGGAAAGUGUAAAGCAUUUGGGAACAUAUCUGCAACUGCUGUUACAGGGUGGUUGUUCAGACUUGUCUUCAAUAGUAGCAGAAGCACAAAAGAAAAUAUUGCAGAUGUUGAAACAGAUGGCAAAAUACGUAGGACACUUGUUGGCAGUUACUGGUUCAGGCCUUCAUCUUGCAGCACAAAAUCAAACUGAUGAAAGCAAUCCAAAGGAAAAAAAGCAGUUCAUAUCAGACAUCUGUGAUGGAAUGGUUUCCGGAUUGGAGCACCUUUUAGAAUGUAUACAGAAAAAAUCUAGGGCAAUGCAGAAUGAACUCUUAAAAUGGUAUCCACAAAAUGAGGUUCAGAAUCAAAUAAAGAAUAAAGCUAUGGAUUUGGCUAAAUUCCUUGAAAAUAUAGUAUCUGAUUGUAAAAUGAAAGAAGUAGCAAAUAUAUUGGGGAGAGAAGAAUGUGUUGAUCAGGAGCUAAAGAAAGCUACCAGUAAAGCUGCUGCAUUCUUGGAAUUACACCAUUGUCUAGAUCAAGUCUACCAGAUUGUUACUUCUUCACUACAGGGAUCAUACAGAAAUAGAAGUCCACUCAGGUAUUUUAUAGAAAAGAUUUGCGCCUUAGCUGGGAAUUUUAACACUCUCUGCAAUCCAUCCAUGUUAUCCAUUGGUACAGCAGAUAAUCCUAUCCACAAAAUCCCAGAGCCUCUUGUGAACCAUAGUGAAUUGGAAUCUGUAGCAAAGUCACUCAUUAUAAGUUUUGAACUUGAACAGGGACAGAAUUCAUCGAAACCUCAGGAUAAUUGUAUGCAAAACACUCAAUUUGAAGGAAAACAAGGUUUUGAAAAAGGUGAAGCUAUAACUCUUUGGGAGCAGAAAGGAAUACCACAAUGGGACUAUAAACUUUGGUCUCUACCUGGAAGCUUAGGGGAAUCUUCACCUAGUGGAAUUCAUUGGGUAUAAAUCAUUGCUUGUGGAAUACAGAAUGCAGGAAAUAAACAGUGUAAAGUUUAUAUUGGCUGCUGGGUUUGUGUCAGAAAAAUGGAGACUUGGAAUGAGAAAUCUUUGGGCCAGUUCACAUGCUCACCCAGCCAAGACUGCCCUUAUGUGGUGAAUUGCCUUUAACUAGGCCAAAUAUAUUAAAAGUGAAAUUCUUUUCUUGGAAAAUAGGGACAUCAUUGGUUAAGGAGUGAUGUACCAUUUUGUACUAAUCAAAAAGGAAAAUGCACUCUUGUUUUGCAGCCAUUCUUUGAGCACAGUUAUAGAAUAAGAGUUUCAUUGGCGAUACCUUACUGCUAGUGGAAAUGCAUGAUGGUUGGCCACCAAAGAGGCUCAUAUCUGCACCCAUGUAAAUUACUUGCGUGCAGCACAGGUGUGUCUAUGUAUAUGUGCCAAUUUUCCUUCCAGCCGUAGCCCUUUAUUUCUAAUGAAAAGCCACUUCAGAGGACCCCCAACCUGUAAUUGUCCAGGGGACACAGAAGAGUGCGUUUAGGAAAGCAGGUGGGAAGACUACCCUUUCCUUUAGGUGCCAUUUGAUUGUGUGGUAUAAACUGAGUACGAGAUAUGGUGAUUAGGAACCAGGAUUUAAAAACAAACAAACCAAAGCAGGGUAUUUUCUGAAUAUGGUUAGUUCCCUUUGUCUGAAUUUGAGAAAAAUAAGAUUUUCAUUAUUUUGUAAUUUAUAUGCAGUACUUUUUUUAAAAAAUAAAAAGGAAUAAAAUGUUUAAUUAUUUCUAGCAGAGUUUUUCAGUAUAACUAUGGUUUGCCAACAGAGGUUUUAGGACUGUUGAAAGUACUUUUUAUUUAACUGUAUAAUGCACAAUACAACAGAACUGAUUCAUCAUUUAUUAAAAGGAUUUAAAAUUAUCUUUGGCUUGACACAAACUAUUUCAUUUGCUGAGAAAUUUUAAAAAUCCAUUAAAACAAAUAUACAGUGUUGGCUUUCACAUUUUUAUAGUAUUGGAUUUGAUCGACACUUGUAAAUGUAACUGUUCCUAAUCAUGUACUGUCUAUACAUAUAUAUUUAUAUGCACAUACUUGUAUAUAAAAUGCUUAUGAAGAUUAGAGAUGGAACUGUACAGAUAUGCAAAUAGAGCUUAAGGAAAAUGCAAACAUUAGUGGGUAUUUUUGUUUUGAAAAUCUGCCUUGACUCUUACGUAUUGAGUGAAAAUUUAAAAUGCUGUACAAAAGUAAUAAACUAUUCUA
Molecule: messenger RNA, 6427 nt
Organism: Rhineura floridana
Lineage: Eukaryota; Metazoa; Chordata; Lepidosauria; Squamata; Rhineuridae
Gene: KIF14
Product: kinesin family member 14
Exons: 30
Coding region: 260-5185 (1641 amino acids)
Biological process (GO): microtubule-based movement
Molecular function (GO): microtubule binding; ATP binding; microtubule motor activity
Source: RefSeq, a predicted model, not a curated record